This is a messenger RNA of Symbiodinium sp. CCMP2456, 834 nucleotides long. The record is from the annotation of a GenBank genome assembly. Lineage: Eukaryota; Dinophyceae; Suessiales; Symbiodiniaceae.
GACAUCGACGAGAAGCUUCAGAAGGAUCGAGCAAAACACAUUCAGGAAGAAUUAUGGAAGGUACGUGCCAGAACCUACAUCCUGAUCGUGAGCUUCAUGGUUCACGCUGCGCCCGUGAUGACCAUUGUAUUCCUUUACGAAUUUGCCAUGAUGUUUUCCUACUUGGGACUGGCCCGACUCGUCUGCAUGUUUAUUGUGUACAUGCAUCAUACCGGUGUCAUCUCCGGAAGGCUGCCACUGAAUCCAGCCAGAUUGCAAGUUCUCUACAUUUGGUACUAUGGAUCAUUCGCAAUGCUGCUCCUGGGAGGGAUCUUCCAUCGUGACAGCGACGCCAAAGAGAGGUCAAUGCAAGCCUUCAACGAUGGGGGUCGACUUCUUAUGGCGGUCGUCAUUAUGCACAAGCCGACAGCACUUCCUGCACAAUUGGCUAUAUCCGCAGCCGAGAUUGUUGUGUACUGGUUCCACCACAACGAUGUCGCAGACACCGCAGCAUUCGCAGGGGUUCAGCUUGUCUUUGCCAUCGCGAAUGUCGGAGUCACCGUGACGCUGGAGUACUGGGUGACUUCUCACAUCAGUGCCCUCUUGGAUGCAGAGUCCAUGGUUGGAAGCUUUCGGAGGAUGCUGCGAGGCGUCUGCGAUGGUGAGGUUCUCUUGAAGGAGGACAUGAGCAUCUGUGAGAAUGCAGAGUGCAUCAAGCAACCUGCCUGGUAUGGCCAUGGUUCGGCUCUGGGCACGUCACGGCGAUUGCUGUUUGACGGGAUAAUGGUUCAGCUGAAAGAAAAGUUCGAGUUCGAAAACUUUGUAAUUUAUUCAGAGCUGGAUCUGCAUGCAUAG